AUGUUGAAAAGCAAGAGACCCGGGUUCGUGGCUGCCACCACGUUGAAUACUCCUGUCGUAGUGCAUGCUCUACAGCAGCCACAGCAUGCCUCCAAGGAUGAGGUCUUGCUAUUUCUAGACGAGUUCAUCGCGAGUAAAGACGGUCCGGAUGCAACAGAUGUAGACGUCAAUCUCAGCGCUGCGCUGUCACAGCUCAAGAGAAUGCACAGGGACUUCAAAGGGCUGCCACCCACGAUACUGGCCGAAGCACCAGUCACCGUCACAGCGGCAGCUGCGACAGAGGGGUCGUCGGCGGACGAGGCCAACGGGACCGGCUCGGUCACCAAAAGUGCCACCGGAGGCACAAAGAAAACUUUCGAGGAAUAA
Molecule: messenger RNA, 366 nt
Organism: Zygotorulaspora mrakii
Lineage: Eukaryota; Fungi; Ascomycota; Saccharomycetes; Saccharomycetales; Saccharomycetaceae
Gene: RPA14
Product: DNA-directed RNA polymerase I subunit RPA14
Exons: 1
Coding region: 1-366 (121 amino acids)
Source: RefSeq, a predicted model, not a curated record